Molecule: messenger RNA, 2292 nt
Organism: Argiope bruennichi
Lineage: Eukaryota; Metazoa; Arthropoda; Arachnida; Araneae; Araneidae
Gene: nemy
Product: plasma membrane ascorbate-dependent reductase CYBRD1-like
Exons: 5
Coding region: 145-897 (250 amino acids)
Molecular function (GO): oxidoreductase activity
Source: RefSeq, a predicted model, not a curated record
AUACGUUGGAAAUAUAUCGUUUGAAAAAUACAACAUCAGCCUUUGUGCUGCAUGCAGGGUUCCAUACUCACGGAAAUGAUUGGAAGUCACGUGUGAAAUUUUUAGAGGUUUUCAAGAAAAGUUCAUGCCAAUAACCUGAAAAAUAUGAAACACGAAAGCAGUGGGUCCGAGCUGUCCCUGAUGGCACGUUGCUGUUUCGGCUGGCUGACCUUCCUGGCCGAAAUCUUGCUAGCCGGUUCUCUGGGACUCAUCCUCUUCUGGGUCUUCAAGUACCACGGCGGAGUCGCAUUCGCAGGGGAUGGAUCGAAGCAAAUGAACCUGCACUACGUUCUGAUGGUGGCUGGUUUCACCUUCAUGAACGGACAUGCCAUGCUUGUCUACAGAUGCUUCCCUUGCUGCAAAAAGAUUUACGCGAAGAUCGUCCACACGCUGCUGUUCCUGGCGUCCGCAGGCUGCAUCGCCAUCGGCAUGUACGCCGCCAUCGAUGCCCACAACGACGGGCCCAAUCCCGUCCACUUCUACAGCAUGCACUCCUGGAUCGGACUGGUGGCUUGCGGAUUGUUUGUGCUACAGUUUCUAUUUGGCUUCUUCAGCUUCUUGGUCCUUCUGUGCUGCGAGAAUGCCACUGCAAAGUUCCGCCAAACCAUGAUCCCAACUCACGUGACCUUCGGUCUCAUCAUUUUUGCUAUUGCUGCGGCCGCCACUCUCACGGGCCUCACGCAGUCCGCCAGAUACAGGCUCAGUGGCAAGGAUGGCAAACCUAACUACAAGGACUUUCCUGAACAGGGCAUCAUCGUCAACGUACUCGCCAUGUGUAUCAUCGCCUCUGUCAUCGUCCUGCCUUACAUCAUCCGAAACAGCAACUACAGGCGAUACACCACUCUCACCAUCAACUAAGAGAGGGACUCUUCGUUUUUCAUUCUCACACUGUACAGAUGGACUGUUUGCCAUUCAACGUCCACUUCAAUGAAGAUACCACGGUGAAUGAGGCGCCAUUGCCAUCGAUUGACGCUUUUCGAUUGGUGGAAAUUCGCGUAGCAACUUUAUUUUAUCGAAUGUCGAAGAACUUAUAUAUAUAUAUGUUCGGUUUUUUUUAUUAUUAUUAUUUUUUAAUUCAAUUCCUUAUCCUUGGAUGCCUUCAAAUCCUUCGAAGUUUAACUGAUAUUUUUUCAAAUUCAUGGAAAUAUUGAUAUAUGUAAUGUAAUAUCGUUAUGCUGAAUCAUAUUCGUGUUACUUUUUUUUUAAUGUGAUCAAAUUCGCGCAAGUACACUUGGAACGGAUUUGCAGGUUUUUGUGUGUGACUUUUAAUGAAUUGAAAUUUUAAACAUUAUAGCUCUUCAAUGCAAUUAUAGAAUAUCAAAAUAUUUAAUACUGGCUCUUUUGCGGUAUUUAUGUAAAAAUUAUUUUAGUAUUUGAAUUCAUUUACAUCACGCGCAUUAGUUUCAAUUCAAAGUUUACUCAUAUUACUGUCGGAAUUAUUACUAAGUUACAUUUUCAUUUUUGAUUUUUUUUUUUAAUUUGAAGAGUUUUGCAAGUUUUAUUUUGGCUUUUGAAAACUAAAUGUAAAUAGAAAAUGCCAGUAUUUUAUUAAACAAAGAUGGAUUUAAAAUCUUAAUUUAUUAAAUAUUUGACAUUACUAAGGUUCUAAUAACAAUUUUGGAAUCUUAGCAGCUUUAAAUCCGAAUUUGGAAUCUGUGUUAUAUUGUUCAUAAUCUAAAUAUAAAAGAAUUUCAUUCAUGAAUUGAAAUUUGUAAUAGCUGGACUAUUUUUGACAUUCUAAAAAGUCCACUUCUAUUUUUAAAUAUAGUUAGUAAUAGUUAAAUUAUAUUGAUACUUCUUUUUUUAAUUUAUGUUAAUUGUAAUUGGAAAAUGGACAAAAUCUUCUCACAUCUUCAUCGCAUGUUGAAUGGCAGCAAUGAGUACACAAAAUCAGUGGCGUGCCAGGGAUAAAUAAGGGCAUACAGUUUAUUGUUCAGUCCCUCUGUCUUAUGUUUUGACAUCUGUCUUUAAAAACAUAAAUUAAACAAAAAAAAAAUAUUGCCGCCUUAGCGUCCCCAAAAAUUGGUGCCCCUGGAACCUACAACCUCCCAGUCCACCACCUUGAUACGCCACUGUAUAAAAAAAGUACUCUUUUUUUUUAUAACAUUUUUAUAAGUAAGAAACUUUUUCAUUCAUCGCCGGAAGCUGAAAUCAUCGUUCACUCUUGUAAAAACUUGCUUUAUGGUUUGUAUUGACUUUUGUAAAAGCAUAUAUAUUAUGUAUUGAUGUAUUAAACUUUUUAAAAAUCUUGAA